Molecule: messenger RNA, 1158 nt
Organism: Saccharomyces cerevisiae S288C
Lineage: Eukaryota; Fungi; Ascomycota; Saccharomycetes; Saccharomycetales; Saccharomycetaceae
Gene: YSC83
Product: Ysc83p
Exons: 1
Coding region: 1-1158 (385 amino acids)
Cellular component (GO): mitochondrial outer membrane
Source: RefSeq, marked reviewed
AUGGCUUGGUCUGGUGGUAAGGAUAUAGUGGAUCAGAUAUUUGAUGCUGGGUAUUGGCUCGUCUCGAAAAGCGCUGUCUUGAGCGAUGAGAUCAAGAACCACGUCGAAAAAUCAAUUGAAUCCAUAUCUGGAAAGAUAUCCAACAAGGAGACUCCUCGACUACAGGAAAACGACAGUAACAGAUCUAAAGUAUAUAAAACUUUGAGGAUCGGGCUCCAGGAUCAUUGGAAGCUAGGCUUGGGAAUUUCUGCCACCUCCCUGUGCUUAUACCUUGGGUAUAGGACCUUUUUUAAACUGCCACCUAAUUUACCUGAAGCAGAAUCUCAAGUGGUAUUAAUACUGGGCGAUAUGAAUGAUCCUAUCAUAAGGAAUCAAGUGAUGGAUUUAUAUCGCAGACGGUUUACAGUAUAUAUUUGUACUGAAAAUGCAGACGUCUAUAAGAAGCACGAAGAAGAUCAGGAUUUCAUAUAUUACAUUGAUCCCACCUGCGAAAAAGACUUCGAGGGUUUUUUUGUUGAUGUACCAAGGCUAGCAUCCAUAUUGUUUAUGCCAAGGUUAUCAUAUCAUCCAUCCGGAGUAAUUUCAUGUGACUCAUUGGAAUCUGAAAUUCAUUCAAGUAUAUUUGUGUAUUAUCAAGCAUUAUUAAGCAUUAUACCCCAUUUGAAGAGAAAAACCCAACUAAUUAUGUUCAAUCCAUCUUUGACUGCGGACCUGAACUUAGUCCAUCAUAGUACAGAAAUUAUAACGUCUGGAAUAAUCGACUCACUAUUUAAAAUUUUCAAGGAAUAUCAAAGGUUAAAUGUUUCCACAAUCAAGCUUGGAAUCCUGCAGAUUGGGUCACAACCAUCGAACUAUAAAUUUUUGAGAAUGGCCGGUUCAGACAUUCACGAGGCCCUACAUUAUCCAGUUUACAAAAUGAUAAUGAGUGCGAAUGGGUAUAAACUAAGACAACUGCUAAGUUGGUUAACGACUUUGGGAGGUUACAAUAGUGUGUAUUAUUGCGGCCGUUUUAGUUAUUUAGUCUCAUGGCCAUUUGCUUCACUUAUAUUCAACCAUCACACACGUCUUUCCCUGAAACGCUUGAGAGGAAGAUUAGCCAAGGUAUAUAGCAGCAUUAUUUCGUUUUUUUGCCGGUCAUCUUCUAAAUCAUCCAAAUAA